AGCCGAUGGAACAGAGAAAAGGCAGCGAUCGGAGAUGAGGAGAGCUUCGAUCGCUGCCUUCUCAUCUCCGAUUCCAAUGACGAGAAGAGGACAUCAGUGGACGAGUGCAAGACAAUUUACUUUGCUGGACAUGAAACCGCGAAUACCGUGCUUGCUUGGACUGUCUUUCUUCUGGCACUCCACACUGAUUGUCAAGAGGAAGCAAGAAAGGAGGUACUUCAAUUACUUGGCAGACAAAAUCCGAAUCCUGGUGGCAUUGCCAAACUAAAAACAGUAAGUACGAUCAUCAACGAGUCUCUAAGAUUAUAUCCUCCGAUUGUUUCCACCGAGAGGAAGGUCGAUAGGGAGGUUCGAUUGGGAAAGCUCAUUGUUCCUGCCAAUGUUGAAGUGGUCAUCCCAACUAUAGCAAUCCACCAUAAGCCUGAAGUUUGGGGGCAAGACGUGCAAGUUUUCAAAGCCGACCGCUUUGUGCAAGGAGUUGCUAAAGCUACUAACAAUAACAUAGCCGUAUUCUUACCCUUUGCAACGGGACCUCGAAAUUGCGCGGGCAUGAACUUUGCAACCACUGAAGUGAAGAUUGUUCUGUCGAUGAUUUUACAACGCAACAGCUCCACUCUUUCCCCUGCUUAUGUCCACUCUCCCUUUCAGUUCCUCACGCUUCGCCCGCAACAUGGAGUGCAAGUAAUUCUACACCCUCUUGUGAACUGCCCAUAAAUAC
Molecule: messenger RNA, 718 nt
Organism: Pyrus x bretschneideri (Chinese white pear)
Lineage: Eukaryota; Viridiplantae; Streptophyta; Magnoliopsida; Rosales; Rosaceae
Product: cytochrome P450 CYP749A22-like
Exons: 1
Molecular function (GO): iron ion binding; oxidoreductase activity, acting on paired donors, with incorporation or reduction of molecular oxygen; heme binding
Source: RefSeq, a predicted model, not a curated record